AUGGCAAGAAGCAAAGUCAAAAAAGUUAAGCCAAGAAAAAAGAAACCCUUAAAAUUGGAUAAGCAAUUUAAUUGCCCCUUUUGUAGCUACAAAAAAUCUGUUGAUAUUAAAUUACACAGAUCCAAAGGCAUUGGAGAACUAAUUUGCUUAAAAUGUGGAGUCAAGUAUGUAAACCAAAUUACCAACUUGGAUGAAUGUAUUGACGUAUAUAGUGAAUGGGUUGAUAAAUGUUUAGAUGCAAAUAAGAAAGGGUGUAACGAGUUUUUUUUCAAUGAUGAUUUAGGGACUCUAAACAAUAUGGAUGAAUAA
This is a messenger RNA of Plasmodium gonderi, 309 nucleotides long. RefSeq names its product zinc binding protein. Gene Ontology annotation, molecular function: RNA polymerase II complex binding. Bases 1 to 309 code for a protein of 102 amino acids. The record is from RefSeq and is a predicted model, not a curated record. The transcript has 2 exons. Gene Ontology annotation, cellular component: transcription elongation factor complex. Gene Ontology annotation, biological process: transcription elongation by RNA polymerase II. Lineage: Eukaryota; Apicomplexa; Aconoidasida; Haemosporida; Plasmodiidae.